GGGGUUUUUGGUUUGUAGCGUUAGUGCGGUAUUUUCUUCUGACCUGUCUCAUUGCGCGCACAAUGCUCGCCACUGCAACAUGGUUGUGUCGUAGCCAUCAUGUCUCGAAACUGGCUAACCAACUACACCGCUCAACACCUUUCGUUAAACCGUCUAUAUCAAAUCAUUCUGUUCGAUUGUUUCGCACAUUUCCAGUAGUUAAUAGUUCUAUACGUAGGCGUGUGGGGCGUAUCAAUCUAAAAUCAGGAGCCACGGAGUUUGAACAUUCCCUCAAUUUCAGUAAAACUCGAGCUUUAGUGGGUGCUGCAGCUGCAAUCAGUAUUGGUGGUCUUUGUCUUUAUGGUUUAGCUGGCAAGGAUAGUUCACUUUCAGCUUUUGAUCGUUCAGUUGCUUGGCCGGAUUACGUUAAACAGCGUAUUCGAGCGACGUAUAGCUAUUUACUAGCCAGUGCUACAAUUGCAGCUGGUUCAACUAUCGCAUUGUUUCAGUCUCCUACUAUGUGUCGUUUGAUGCUAAGUGGUGGGUGGCUUGCUCCUAUUGGAAUGGCAGUAUUGAGUAUAGCUACAGGAGUUAUUUGUCAGUCACUUACAUAUCCACAAUCGGGUCUAAGUGUUAAGCAUUUAGCAUGGGUUGCAUAUUCUGUGAGUUUAGGCGGUAUCCUGAUGCCUAUAUGCUUAGUUGGCGGACCCAUUCUUAUUCAGGCUGCUUUGUAUACUGGAGGUAUAGUGGGUUCCUUGUCACUGGUUGCAGUGACAGCACCAUCAGACCGUUUCAUCAACUGGGGUGGUCCUUUGGCGAUUGGUUUAGGAGUUGUUUUUGUGUCAUCUGUCGGUAGGUUAAUUAUCACUAUAGAAUUCUGAUUCAUGUUUUUUAUAUUGAUUAGUAACGUAUUUUCCAUAAAUACACCGGUUGCAAUUAGUCUAUGAUCAUUUUUUAACCAAAUACCCCUUCCAGGCAUUAGGUUGCUGAAGCCUAUUGGCUUUUUUGAAGAUGCUCCUUGAAACACGGCACAACUAUCAGGGCACAAUAGCUGUUUGAGUUUUCCUUGGUCAUACUUUCCCAGUUAUUGCCGAGCAUUAUUUGUGUAUCACGUAACAAUGGUUUAUUAUACCUUUAUUUUGUCUGCCAAAUUUUUGUGCAACCCGUGUAUAGUCAUUUAUGUAGGCUGAUGGCUUUUUGACCGUUCGGUUGUGUUGGUAGUGUGGUUAUUGACUUAGUGAUUUUUAUGUUUGUUGUUAUGGGUUGAUAAGGUUGUAGGAGACAUGAUCAAAUGUGACUAUUUAGCCAUCCCACUGUUUUGUAUGUUUUUGAGUAGUCUGCCAUCGGGUACUUUUGUACUUCUGUAUCUGUGAAAGUCUAAGUUGUUGAGUGGUUGUUCCUUAAGUGUUUGUUCAUACCUUUUAUUGUUGUGUACAUUUGCAACAGUUUGUUUGUGCAUACGUAUAUUUGCGUUCCUUGGCAAAUUUUCUCCGGUUUGUACUCUCCGUCAUUAUUUAGUUUUAUCUUAGUUGGGUGCUCUGCCCAAGUCGUUGGUAAUUCUUUGAGCACAUUUAAGUAGGGUUUUAUUUGUCUUAGUCAACAUUUUGCGAGGUGUUUUUACUUGUUAUGGUGCUUUCGAUAAUUAUGAUCUUCAAUUUGUCAGGUCUUUCGGGGUCUGUGUACCAUAUGUUUAGUUGGUUCUCCUGGACUUUUGUGGUCAUGUUUGAGAGACUAAUGUUACCUUAUAGUUCCUCCACUGUUAGAUCUCUACGGUUGUUUAUUCCGAGGAUCAAUAUUUGCUGUAUUAAAGACAACGAGUCUCACCCAAUCCUUCUUUCUUAAUACUAUAGUCUCUAGACCAUAGAUUAAGGUCGGAAUUAUAGUGGAUUCUAUCAGCUUCCUUUUAGUUAGUUUGAAUAAUGUCUGAUUUUAAGAGUAGUUGGAUUUCUAUUUUUGCGUAACGAGCUUUAGUAACCUUUUGGUCAACUGCAUGUUCAGGCAGUCCGUCUAGUUGGAUUAUGGAUUACAGAUGGUUAAAGGACGUUACUUUAAUAACUGUGUCGUCAAAACAAGUUGGCUGGUUGUUGUAUUGUUUAUUUACGGUCAUCGUCUUUGUCUUGUCGGUUGAGAUUGUCAUUCCAAAGGCUUCUGGAGUUUGGUCAGUGUUUGAGGGGCAUGUUACUUAUGAUGAGUCGUGGGCAUAUUUAUUCACCCAAAGAAUUUGCCAAAAAUGUCCAGUAAGAAUAUUUCCCGGUAAUUUUUCGAGUUUGUGUUCAUAUCUUUAUGUUCGUAAAUGCUGAUAAUGUCUACCAUCAAUCCAGAGGCAUAGGGUUUCGUUUGUAUUAGCCCAGAAUUGGUUCAUUACUCCUAAGAUAAUAUUUUGUUGGUUUCUUUCCUCUAUAUGUUGCCAUUUUGUUUGUGAUGUUCCCAAAGGCUCUAUCAUUUUUCAAUCAUUUAAUGGUUUGCUCUAGCUCAUAUAGGCUGGUGGGGCUAUCGUUUUGAUGGUUUGUUUCCAUGUUUGUUUUGGUCAAUUGUAUCAUGGAUUUGUAGCUGAAUAUUUAUUGAUAGUGGUCUAUCAGUGCUUGUUUACUGAUUUGUGUAGUCGGUUCUGUGUCGCAUGAAGUUUCGUUGUUUGUUAUCGCGAAUAUAGCGCUUAGACAUUUGUGUGUUUAGCCGGUGUUCAUUUUGUGUGAAGAUUUGGUCUAUAUUUGUUAGUUUUGUUUAUAUGUUGUCUUUAAGUUGUUUGUUGACGUCGUUUCUCUAUCAGGUGGAGUUGUUUCGUUUUAGCUCUGUUGGUUCGUCAAGCCUCUUUUUUCUUAGUUUGUGUUUUCCUUCGGUUUCCUCUAUCCUGGUGGGUUAGUAUACUUUUCCAUUUAUGUUUAGUUGAUGUUACCUUAGCUUGUGUGGAAACGGAAGUUGCAAUGUUCAGCAUGGUUUGCUCAGUUUGUUUGAGAUUAAAUUUCUCCUCCUGGACGCUUUUAGUUUUUUCAUAUUGUGUUGAUUUAUAUAUGCAUAUAGAUGUGAUCGUUGUUCAUCGCUUCUGGUGGUGUUUAUGGUGUUUUUUACUCCCUUUCUUGUUCGUUCUAUCAACAACCCUUACUAAGUGCCGGUCAGAGUUUGCAUCAGCUGAUAGACUCGUAUGGGCAUCAAAUAUCUGAAAGUUAAUUUGACCUAACCAAGUAAAAUUUAUGGCGCUAGUAUUUCCUCUUUGAAAUCUUGGUAAAAGCAUCAUGCAUUCUUUUUGAUCUAAACCAAACCAUUUUGACAAAGAAUACUCGAACAAUCAACAUAAAUAUCGUCAGACAUUUAAACACUAGGCGCCCAAAAAUCAAUAACUUGAUGAGAGAAAGACCCUAAAAUGUAGUUAUUUGACAUUUUUUUAGUGAUUCUAAUUGUUCAAAAUCAAACCUUGAAAUGAUUUAUACCAAUGAAUAAUAAUAAUCUAUUAAUGUCAUGAAAAGGACUUGAAUGAAUAAUUUCUAGCGUCUUAACGCAUCAUUGGGUACGAAAAACUAGACUUCUUGAUCAGUAAAUGUGUAAUUAACAAUGUGGUUAAAAUGGGUUUUCAGUUAACUUUUUAAGUGACGGCAUGUUCACAGCAUUUGAAAUCUAUUUUUUCACAUUAUUGCAACAGCUUUAAUGUUAACCAAAAGUACAAUUAUUAUCGUUGAUUUAAGUUCUAAGCAAACAUAAUCUAACCUCAUGUUUUCUUCUAUAAGGUUCCAUGUUUCUAUCUCCUGUAAGUCGUUUGGGAUCUGGUUUAGCGUCUAUCAGUCUUUACGGUGGCCUUCUUCUGUUUUCUGGAUUCCUACUUUACGAUACACAACAUGUGAUAAGACGGGCAGAAUCUCAUCCACCUCCGAAUUUCUAUUUACCAACUAACAAAGGAUUUCAGAAUCCAGAAGUAUUAAAACCAUUUGACCCGAUCAACAAUUCCAUUCGAAUUUUAUUGGAUGCUGUGAACAUAUUUGUUCGCAUAGCAGUAAUGUUAUCUGGUGGUGGCCAACGUAAGAAAUGAAGUUUAUUUACUAUCUUAUUCUCACCAAACAACGAACUACAUUUCUAUCUUUUAUGACAUUAAAAUUUAUUUGAUUUAUCAAGUGCUUGUGUUAAUCAUCAAAU
Messenger RNA from Schistosoma curassoni, 4101 nucleotides. NCBI's taxonomy places the organism in Eukaryota, Metazoa, Platyhelminthes, Trematoda, Strigeidida, Schistosomatidae. The record is from the annotation of a GenBank genome assembly.